Molecule: messenger RNA, 1678 nt
Organism: Pogona vitticeps (central bearded dragon)
Lineage: Eukaryota; Metazoa; Chordata; Lepidosauria; Squamata; Agamidae
Source: RefSeq, a predicted model, not a curated record
UUUCCCUUCAGCUUGACCUGCAAGUUCGUCCAGUGCGCCUUAAGGCACAGAGGGUUCCCCUUGCUCUCAAACCAAAGAUAGAAGAGGAGCUGGAUCGCUUAGUACAGCAAGGGUUUUUGGAAUCGGUCCCCCACGCUAUGUGGGAGACCCCCAUAGUUACUCCAUUGAAGUUGAAUGGGGGUGUGCGCAUCUGCGGGGACUAUAAGUGUACAAUCAAUAAAGCUUUGCAAGACCACACUUACCCUGUGCCAGUGGUGAGUCAUGUAUUAGCUACCCUGGCAGGGGCCAAGGUUUUUGGGAAGCUGGACUUGGCCCAGACAUACCAACAAUUGCCUGUGGAUGAUGGGACAGCGGAAGCACAGACCAUUGUUACUCAUAGAGGUGCCUUUCGGGUUAAACACUUACAGUUUGGGGUGAGCCUAGCCCCAGGAUUAUUUCAGAACUUAAUGGACUCCCUUCUAAAAGGGCUCCCAGGGGUUACGCCAUUUUUUGAUGAUGUGUUAAUUGCUGCCUCUACCAAGGAGGAAUUUGCCAACUGCCUUCGUUCUGUGUUAAAGCGUUUUGAGACAGCCAGCCUUAAGGUUAAGUGGGAAAAAUGCCUGUUGGGGGUGGAUCGGGAAUUCCUAUGGUUUUCUAUAGACGCGGCAGGAAUCCACCCUUCCGAAGACAAGCAAAAGGCGAUCCAGGAUGCUCCUGCACCUACUAACAAGAAGGAGCUUCAGGCUUCCGCUUUUCAAGCAGUUAAAGAUUUUCUGGUCUCGAACUCAGUACUGGCACAUUUUGAUGAAAAAUUGCCUGUUGUGCUUGCUUGUGAUGCUUCCUCUUAUGGUAUUGGGGCUGUUCUCGGUCAUUUGCUUCCCGAUGGGAAAGAAGUCCCUGUUGCAUAUUAUUCACGGACUCUUUCCCCGGCGGAGCGAAAUUAUGCGCAAACUGAUAAGGAGGGCCUGGCGACUGUGGCAGGAGUGAAGAAAUUCCACGAUUACCUGUAUGGAUGGCCCUUUACCAUCGUGACAGACCAUAAGCCGUUACUGGGGUUGUUUGCACCCGAUUGCCAGACACCACAGGUCCUGUCCCCAAGGGUUCUUCGUUGGUCCAUUUUUUUGGCAGGAGAUCAGUAUGUGCUCCAGCAUCGCUCCGGAAAGGCAAUGGGGCAUGCUGAUGCACUUAGUUGUUUACCAUUGCCAGAUAUGGAUCCAGACCUGGCACCUGCCCACCAAAUUAUGUUGAUGGAGGAGUUGCCUGAUCGGCCUCUCCAUGCUGCUGAUGUGGCAAAGCGUACUGCCCAGGACCCCGUCCUCUCCCGUGUUUUGGAUUGGGUGGGGAGGGGGUGGCCUAAAGUUCAGAAGGGGCAGGAUUUUAAGCCAUAUGUUUCCUGGAGAGAUGAACUAUCCACUCACAAGGGGUGUUUGUUGUGGGGAAGUCGAGUGGUAAUUCCCAAGCCCUUGCGCAACGUUCUCUUAGCUUUGCACGAAGCGCACCCUGGAAUUGUGUGCAUGAAAGCCUUAGCUAGGAGUUAUGUUUGGUGGCCAGGUUUGGAUGCAGAGAUUGAGGCUUGGGUUAAGCGCUAUAUUGUUGUGACGGAUAAUGGGACAGAUUUUACCUCCCAGGAGUUCCGGGAGUUUUUGGAGAGUAAUCAGCGCCCUUCCACCCAGCUAUCAACGGUCAAGCGGAAAAGAUG